Molecule: messenger RNA, 2361 nt
Organism: Symbiodinium sp. CCMP2592
Lineage: Eukaryota; Dinophyceae; Suessiales; Symbiodiniaceae
Source: the annotation of a GenBank genome assembly
AUGGACGAGAGCGGAGUCCAGUACCAGAAGUACAUGCAAGGGGAGCCAGAUGCCGAAAAGUUUCAAUCCAAGGUCCUUCCACAGGGAAGCUAUCGGCAAAACAUUCCCUUGGCAAAUGGCGCAGACAAGGAUCAGAACCCUCAGAUCAUGGCGGCAGCUGCUCCCGAGAACAAGAAAGACGAGGCUGCUCCACAUACAGCCAAGAAAUCCGAGUCUGAUGCGAGUACUGAGUCUGGGAUCAUGAAGUACCUGCACGCUCCUUCUCCGGGACCGGUUGUGGAUAGGAAGUAUCGUCCUUACAUCCCAGAAUCGUACCGGGACUACAUUCCGACGAUGGACGAGAGCGGAGUUCAGUACCAGAAGUACAUGCAAGGGGAGCCAGAUGCAGACAAGUUUCAAUCCAAGGUCCUUCCACAGGGAAGCUAUCGGCAAAACAUUCCCUUGGCAAAUGGCGCAGAGAAGGAUCAGAGCCCUCAGAUCAUGGCGGCAGCUGCUCCCGAGAACAAGAAAGACAAGGCUGCUCCACAUACAGCCAAGAAAUCCGAGUCUGAUGCGAGUACUGAGUCUGGGAUCAUGAAAUACCUGCACGCUCCUUCUCCGGGACCGGUUGUGGAUAGGAAGUAUCGUCCUUACAUCCCAGAAUCGUACAGAGACUACAUUCCGACGAUGGACGAGAGCGGAGUUCAGUACCAGAAAUACAUGCAAGGGGAGCCAGAUGCAGAAAAGUUUCAAGACAAGGUCCUUCCACAGGGAAGCUAUCGGCAAAACAUUCCCUUGGCAAAUGGCGCAGAGAAGGAUCAGAGCCCUCAGAUCAUGGCGGCAGCUGCUCCCGAGAACAAGAAAGACAAGGCUGCUCCACAUACAGCCAAGAAAUCCGAGUCUGAUGCGAGUACUGAGUCUGGGAUCAUGAAAUACCUGCACGCUCCUUCUCCGGGACCGGUUGUGGAUAGGAAGUAUCGUCCUUACAUCCCAGAAUCGUACAGAGACUACAUUCCGACGAUGGACGAGAGCGGAGUUCAGUACCAGAAAUACAUGCAAGGGGAGCCAGAUGCAGAAAAGUUUCAAUCCAAGGUCCUUCCACAGGGAAGCUAUCGGCAAAACAUUCCCUUGGCAAAUGGCGCACAGAAGGAUCAUAACCCUCAGAUCAUGGCGGCAGCUGCUCCCGAGAACAAGAAAGACAAGGUCCUUCCACAGGGAAGCUAUCGGCAGGACAUUCCUUUGGCAAAUGGCGCAGAGAAGGAUCAGAGCCCUCAGAUCAUGGCGGCAGCUGCUCCCGAGAACAAGAAAGACAAGGCUGCUCCACAUACAGCCAAGAAAUCCGAGUCUGAUGCGAGUACUGAGUCUGGGAUCAUGAAAUACCUGCACGCUCCUUCUCCGGGACCGGUUGUGGAUAGGAAGUAUCGUCCUUACAUCCCAGAAUCGUACAGAGACUACAUUCCGACGAUGGACGAGAGCGGAGUUCAGUACCAGAAAUACAUGCAAGGGGAGCCAGAUGCAGAAAAGUUUCAAGACAAGGUCCUUCCACAGGGAAGCUAUCGGCAAAACAUUCCCUUGGCAAAUGGCGCAGAGAAGGAUCAGAACCCUCAGAUCAUGGCGGCAGCUGCUCCCGAGAACAAGAAAGACAAGGCUGCUCCACAUACAGCCAAGAAGUCCGAGUCUGAUGCGAGUACUGAGUCUGGGAUCAUGAAGUACCUGCACGCUCCUUCUCCGGGACCGGUAGUGGAUAGGAAGUAUCGUCCUUACAUCCCAGAAUCGUACAGAGACUACAUUCCGACGAUGGACGAGAGCGGAGUUCAGUACCAGAAAUACAUGCAAGGGGAACCAGAUGCAGAAAAGUUUCAAUCCAAGGUCCUUCCACAGGGAAGCUAUCGGCAAAACAUUCCCUUGGCAAAUGGCGCAGAGAAGGAUCAUAACCCUCAGAUCAUGGCGGCAGCUGCUCCCGAGAACAAGAAAGACAAGGCUGCUCCACAUACAGCCAAGAAGUCCGAGUCUGAUGCGAGUACUGAGUCUGGGAUCAUGAAAUACCUGCAUGCUCCUUCUCCGGGACCGGUAGUGGAUAGGAAGUAUCGUCCUUUCAUCCCAGAAUCGUACAGAGACUACAUUCCGACGAUGGACGAGAGCGGAGUUCAGUACCAGAAAUACAUGCAAGGGGAACCAGAUGCCGAAAAGUUUCAAGACAAGGUCCUUCCACAGGGAAGCUAUCGGCAGGACAUUCCUUUGGCAAAUGGCGCAGAGAAGGAUCAGAACCCUCAGAUUAUGGCGGCAGCUGCUGAUGAAGCUUUUCAUGAGCCAGCGCCGGUUCUCCAAGCCGCCGGCACUCCGGCAUCUGAGGCUGGCAGGGGCGAAAACCAGAGACUGUGA